Messenger RNA from Opisthocomus hoazin, 1623 nucleotides. NCBI's taxonomy places the organism in Eukaryota, Metazoa, Chordata, Aves, Opisthocomiformes, Opisthocomidae. The record is from RefSeq and is a predicted model, not a curated record.
AUGGCUGCUGCUAGUGAGCCCCUGGGCACCCGGCGCUUGGCACAGAGCAGGAACCGCUGGCCUGCCAGCGCGUACCGCAGCCCCCCGGGGCGAGAGCCCGUCCCAGCCUGGCUGCUGGCCGCCUGGCACAAAGCACCCCCUGUCUUGCCGGGAGGUUUCGCUGCCCAGACGCAGUGCAAACAGGGAGGACGGGCACUGCUGCGCUGCUCCGCUCGGAGAAGCCGCCUCCCGGGCAUCAAGGUGAAGUACCUGCUGGUGGUGUGGCUGGGCAUCUUCGUGGGCAGCUGGGUGGCAUACAUGCAUUACUCGUCCUACUCCGAGCUCUGCCGCGGCCACGUCUGCCGGAUGAUCAUCUGUGACCAGUACAAGAAAGGAAUCAUUUCUGGCUCCACGUGCAAAGACCUGUGCGAGGAGCGCAGCCUCCUCUUCCAGCACUGCCUCUCCUCCUCUCCCACCCAGCAGGUGUACAGCGGGCUCUGGAGGGAGAGGGAGGUGAUCAUCAAAUGCGGCGUCGAAGAAGCCUUGAAGGCAGAAGGCCGCCCAGACUCCGUGCCCAGGGACGUGGUCCUCUUUGACAAGCCGACACGAGGGACAUCGAUGGAUGAGUUCAAAGAAAUGCUCCUCAACUUCCUCAAGGCCAAUCUGGGAGAUCAGCCUUCCCUCGCAGCCUUGGUGAGCCGGAUCAUCGCCAUGGCAGAUGUGAACCGGGAUGGGAAAGUGUCUUUAGCAGAGGCCAAAUCCAUCUGGGCGCUACUUCAGCUCAAUGAGUUUCUCCUGAUGCUCUCCUUGCACGAGAAAGAGCACACUUCCAAGCUGCUGGGGCACUGCGGGGACCUCUACGUCACUGAGAAGAUCCCCCACACCUCCCUCUACGGAGUGGAUGUACCCCCCUUCCUCCAAUCGCUGCUGCCUUCGGUCGUCCACCAAAUCGUCCACCAGUGGUUUGCACCAGCGUGGCCCCGGCGGGCAAAGAUCUCCAUCGGCCUUCUGGAGUUCGUGGAGGAGAUAUUCCAUGGGACCUACGGGAACUUCUACAUCUGCGAGACCGGCUUUAAGAACGUGGGCUACAACGACAAAUACGACUUCAAAAUGGUCAACCUGAGGAAGGUGGCGACGGAGAUGACAAUCCGAGGUUUCCUCAAGGGACGUCACUGUGAGCAGAACGUGGACUGCACCUACGGGAAGGACUGCAUGGCGACGUGCGACAAACUCAUGAAGCAGUGCAAAAGCGACGUGGUGCAGCCCAACCUGGCGAAGGUCUGUGGGUUGCUGCAGGACUACUUGCUGUACGGAGCACCGCCGGAGCUGAGAGAAGAGCUGCAGAAGCAGCUCCGAACUUGCAUGACCCUCAGCGGCCUGGCCAGCCAGAUGGAAGUGCACCACUCCCUCGUGCUGAACAACCUCAAGACCCUGCUCUGGAAGAAGAUUUCCAACACCAAAUAUUCCUAACGGAGGGAAGCGCAGCCCUGGAGUUUAGCACCUGCAAUCUUGGAGUAAAGUCCAAGGGCUGAAGGCCUGUUUCUCCAUCGUCUCCCCCGCAGGAAACACACCCCCUACGCAGGGAGUUGAGCAUAGCGGCAGCCCCUUCUCCUUCAUGGAAAACCGAGCAUCAUGACUUCCACC